Molecule: messenger RNA, 5268 nt
Organism: Sclerotinia borealis F-4128
Lineage: Eukaryota; Fungi; Ascomycota; Leotiomycetes; Helotiales; Sclerotiniaceae
Source: the annotation of a GenBank genome assembly
AUGUCAGACGAUCUCCAAAAAAUCUUUGAGGAGGCCGUCACAGGUAUCAAAGCUGUCAAGUCUUUGCCCUACGAUGAUUAUGCCAAUCGGCUGCAUAACAAGGUUCGAACUGCUCUUGUUAAUCAGCACUCAGUUAUCAGAAAGUAUAUUCCAAGUGCUUCUCGUUACCCCGCUGAUGAGCCCGACCCUGAUGAUAAUGUAAUCGAUAUAUUCUGGAUCUAUGAUUUACUAUACAAGCUUUCGAUUCCCUCAAUCGCUAGCGGACUCGCUCAUGUUGAUGACAAUGUUGAUAUUUUUGACUUGAAGCAAUUCGUGAGCAAUGACAAUAGUAAAGUUCGCUGCCUUGAAUGUAUUACAAAUCUCAUGGGAUUUUGUCUUGGAGAACAUAUAAAUAGAGAGCUCGACUCUUUAAAGAAACCUAACAUGGAAUACCUCAGGAAUUAUGAUGGUUUUGCGAAAUCUUGCAGUGACUUAGUGACCACAAGAAGCUUCAUUUUGAAUGAGAUACGGACCGACAUGGCCAGGGGCGAUCAUCUUUUUAGCAUCGCGUGGCUUAUGAUUGCAGACUAUAUGCAGGACAGGGACCACGUAUAUCGCAACACACCCGCUGCUUCAGUCAUCGACUUUCGACAAAGGGCAAGUUCUAAAAUCCUACACCAAUGGUCCUACACUCUGUGGGGAGAAUACGGCAAAGGGAAUCCAACAGAAAUGAAGAAUAUCGUCAAGUUCUGUGGUCGGACCGCCACAAUUGGACUUUGUCCACCUAAUACUACCACCAAUUUACAGCAACCUGCGCCCACCUGGGAUGUCACAAAGGCGUUCUACGACAUGGGCGUCGGUAAUAUUGACGAUGACGAUUACAACAAGGAACUGCAAGAUAGUCUGAGCCAACUGCAAAAUCAACAGGAAAUAGUCAAUCAGUGGAAGUCCUAUUGCAUGGCCCUGACAAGCGCUUGGGAAGUUGAAAUCCUUCAACUCUGGCACGAUGGAAUGACUAGAGCGUAUAAAGCAGGAGAGGUGGAAAGGAUCAAGGCAUGGGGUUCCGCUGCAUACAACUUCCAACAACAAGACUAUAGAUGGGGAGAUAAUUAUCUUCCUGUCACCCGCGACCCGUCGGACGGCCUAUCCGGGCUAUCGACAUUCAACCAGUCUCUAGAGAACAUUGUCUUACCUGGAACUCAAAUUGCACUUUCCAAUGGAGCCUCACGAUCAAUUGAAACCAUAUGUUUAGGAGACAAAAUCCUAAUUUCCAAAAACUCCAACUCAUCUGUCUCGGCUUUUCGUAGGCCUAUUCGGCAAUCACUGAAGGCAGAUUUAGUUGGCUUUAACGAGGAGAAGCCCUGGGCUAUGAGUUCACAGGUAUUUUGGACAACGACAGGGCUACGCGCAGCUGAUCCAGAAGCAGCACAGCGCUUGAAUCCAUAUCGUCGCAUUGGCAAGCUCGCUAUCGGACACGUUUUGUUUCGUCUGCAGGCAAAUGAAUACGUAGCUGUUGAGAUCAAAUCAAUUCAGCUUAUCAAACAAUGUCUAUUGGAAGGCGCGUUCACUCUUUCAUUGUCUGGAAAUUCCCAGACCUACCACGCUGGCGGGUAUUUGGUUGACAUGAACGCCGCACGUCACACAUUGAAAGAGACUGUCGAGAUGCUUCGCAAAGUCCCCGGAGAUAAGAGACUAGGUCUUUUGUCUCAUUUCCAGGAAUUGCGGUCCAUGUUUGGAAAAUUUGACGCCCGAGCUAUUUAUCAACGGCUGAACUGGGAACUUUUUGGCCAAUACAAAUCUCCAGAUGGACAGGAACCCUCUUUUGGGAAAUCGGCAAAUCCUCUCAACCUUACAAAACACCUUAAAACCGCCAAGACUUUAACAGCUUCCAAAGGUGUUCCUAUUGAUCGUCUCGCGAGAGGAUUCCGCCUUCAAGCUCAUCAUCUUGGUCGACUACCACCGGGAUAUAAGCUUCCAUCUUUGAGUCUAAUUGAUGGUUACCUUCUAAUACAGGGAGAAGUGCAGCUUCGAAGCACAUACGAUCCACAAAAGAGACACUUGCGAUGGACGAGGGAGCUGAAGCAAAACAACCUUUUCGAACAUGGCAUUGUUGAGAUUUGCUCUCGAGCCGUGUCAGGAAAAGGAGUUAUCUAUUUAUCAUCCGAAGCAGAGUCCCAGGAAGUUCCUCCACGAGAUGAGGUCCAUCCAUUUGAGGCCAAAGCAUGCAAUCUUGAUCAAUUGGCAGACAUGAAUAUACGUUCAGGUGGGGAUGAUGACUGGACGGCGUUUGGUCAAUGGCAAGUUACAUUGGAUCAAAGUGUUUGGCCUCCCGAUACUGAGCGAACGGAGCCAGAGGACCCCCUAGAUGGGGGAACCUUUGAAGAUGGCUACUAUGCCAGUGACAGUCAAGUGGAUGUCCCCUCGAUAAAGCUUCUUUUGGUAGAUCAGCUGCGUGAUCAGCUUAACCAAAAGUUUGGUCAAAAGCUUGGCAGCUUCUACGAUGCCACGUCGCAGUUUAAAGAUGGCGAGCAGAUAUAUUCGGUGCAAUUCAAGCGUGCGCCUCUUGUUCCUUUUAUCUCUGAUGCUGGUCUUGACAUGAAGAAAACAUUUGGGGUUAGCUUCAAAUCAGACCUGGAUAUUGACAUUACUCUGCCAUCACUGUUCCAGCAGAUGACUUUUACAAUGGAUGCUAUGUACUCGAGUUUCACAGGCUACUUUUACGAAUACGAUCCUACAAAGCGAGGAUAUAAGGGCGACCGUCAUCUAAUUCAAGGAACUCCCAUAGAACCGGACACAGUUGCUGCCUAUCGCUCGAAAAUCUCUCGUGCGUAUGGGUCAGUCUCGAAGCCAGGAGAAGCUCCCCAAUCUAAUAAGAUGCUUCAACCGGCCACUGUAACUGAGGGUCUGUUAGCUCUUAGCGAUGGAAGUAUCGCAGAUCUUGUGAGAUUUAGCACCUAUGACGAAAGAUCAUUGCACAAUGACUCUCAACUAUUGAUUCAUAAUAUGAUGUAUUAUCAUAUGGAUGAGGACCAACGAGACAAGAUACUAAAUGAAGUAAAACCAAGCGUUCCAGACGAACUCCCGUCGGAGUUAGCGGACAAUCUGCCUGAUAAACUGAAGACAUUUUUCAAAGACAAGUAUGGCCCAGCUUUUAUCAGUCGCUAUGUUGGUCGGACGCAGAAAUACAUGAGUUCUUUCACAGAUCAAGAGAUGAAGAAUCUCUGGUACUGGUGGCAGGGUAACGGCACGAACAGUUUAUCGCAAAGUGAAGAAUACAAUGAUAUCAACCGCCUUAGUUCGCGAGCGGCAAUGGAACGAGGAUACAAAGAUGAAUUGCAGCCAUAUCUGCAGGACAAUCCCGAUGACUGGGCACAAAAUCUUUAUGAAGAGAUCACGAACAAUAAGCGGCUGUUAAACACCUGGGUUCACUUUCCAAUACAGGACGGUAACAACGUAGUCAACAAGAUGUGCAAUGUUCUAGAUGCUUUGAGUCCAUCUGCAACCUCAGAUUGGUCUCAGAAAUUCUUCCAGACUUUCAUGACUUUUGCAUUGCAACAAGGCGCGACGGCUGCAGAUAUCGAACCACCUGACCAGGACACGAAAUACAACUGGCUCCAUGAUUCUAUGCAAGAUCUCAUUGUGCUAGUUCUAAGCGAUGACCCUUCCAUCUCCAGUGAUGUGAAGCAGGCGUUGGUGGAAGAUAUUUACGAAUUCGAGAAACAAAACGACUUGAAUCAGCAGGCCGACUACAAGACAAGAGCAGCUGCAAUAGUCGAGAAAAGCGCCUUAUUUAUGCAGGAAUUGGCGGGAUGGUUUUCAUACAUUGGAAAGGGGCUACAAACUGCAUUUGGAGGUACUGCACUUUGGAAAUGGGUUGGCCAAGCUUUCGAUCAAGCCGCCGAGAAGUUCACAUCUCUUCCUGGAGUGGGCAAGUUGAAGGGAAUUUCAAGUAUCUGCAUGGUUGGGGUCAGCUUGGCCAAUGCUGCCGUGAGUAUUUGGGGCUUAGUGAGCAACUGGGACACCUUGUCGGAUGCUAAACGAGCAGUUAUCAUACUUGAAGUGGUUCGAACGGUAGUUGGCGGUGUCGAUAAGGCAAUUGAUGCCUUUAAAGACUUCAAAUCGAAGGCAGCAUCUACGCCCGCAGACGAGCUCAACAUGGAGGCUCUGAACGAUGGCCUCGCAGAUGAGAUUUCGGAGAGUAGUGAUAAGAUGGGAGAUAUAGCUCAAGAGAUUACCGGCGAUGAAGAUUAUCGUACGGCAAUUGCAGAGGGGAUUCAUAGCGAUGGGGUCGCCACGGACUCGGACGAAACUUGGAAUGAAGACCUUGCAGACAUUGCGCACGACGUUCCGCCGGGCUACGAAGACGUAGCCUCGAAGUUUAAUAUUUCUGGAAACAUGCUGCGCACGCUCAAUGCCAUUCUUGGAAUUGGCUUGGUCAUUGCCAUGUCCUUUUCGUUGGCGAAUGAUUGGAGGUCUCUCUCUGAUACUGGAAGGGUUCUAGGGGUACUCAACGUCAUUGUCCAAGGCUUGACUGUUUUGCUCGACGUCCUCGAUGUGGGUGUCGAAGUUGGCCUGUGGGCCGUCACUGGCACCUUGAGUGUUGCUUUACCAAUUUUGGGGGCGGUUUUGGCGGUUGCAGGAGUAAUUCUCAUGAUCGUCCAGGUCUUCAUCAACUUCUUUGUCAAAACCCAAGCACCCCCCGAUCCGAUUGCCGAAUUCAUCAAAAAUGUGGCACAUGGCCUAAUCUCCACCUUUGACGUUGCUCCUCCGUCCCAACUUACUUACUCGGUUUCUGCUUAUGAAGCCACCGCAGGUGACGUAACAAGCAUCACCGUCACCGGCAAGAACCAAUCCUCCAGUGAUGUAACUCUAUCACACACAACCAUCACUCUCUACUCCGGCGACGACAACGUCUGUCUCUUUCGGAACGGCGCCGAUGGCACCCCAGAAAUCGCAUUAGCUCUCGAUACCGACACCGAUAAAGAUGACAACGGACACACCUAUGUCACAUCCAGCACAAUCACAGCAGCACAGUUACCGCAACCCUCAAAACUAGGAACUGAAUCCAUAUACUACCAAUACGAUCUCCAAGCAGCGGGGCCCCCAAAAGAUACAUCGAGUAGUUUGGAAUAUCUAGUUCUCAAGGCUGGUGAAUCGUUCAAAUCGGUUUGGACGGCCUUGGUCAAUAAUAGGGGUGAUGAUGAUGAGAAGUCGACUAGUUGGAUUGAGGUUGUGGAGGUGGGGUUGAAGGAUACUUGUCAGUCGCAGUUUGUGUUGAAGAGGAUUUAA